Carcharodon carcharias (great white shark) is the source of this 948-nucleotide messenger RNA. RefSeq names its product gastrula zinc finger protein XlCGF7.1-like. Gene Ontology annotation, cellular component: nucleus. The record is from RefSeq and is a predicted model, not a curated record. The transcript has 2 exons. Gene Ontology annotation, molecular function: DNA-binding transcription factor activity, RNA polymerase II-specific; RNA polymerase II cis-regulatory region sequence-specific DNA binding. The coding region runs from base 141 to 758 and encodes 205 amino acids. Lineage: Eukaryota; Metazoa; Chordata; Chondrichthyes; Lamniformes; Lamnidae. Gene Ontology annotation, biological process: regulation of transcription by RNA polymerase II.
AAGGAGAGGGGUGAAAUAUAAGCUGGUUUAAGGGUAUUAGAAGGAGAGGAUUUGUCGUCAGAAAACACAAACAAACAUCACUUCAAGGUCGAACAAGGUCAUUCGAUUUAUCAUAACCUGACGAUCAUAGGAUUUUGAACAUGGAACCAAAAAGCACCUGUCAUAAGAGUGAGAGACCGUACACGUGUUGUCUGUGUGGACGAGGCUUCAGCCAUUCAUCUGGCCUGUCGAGACACAAGCGCAGUCACACCGUGGGGAAACCGUGGAAAUGUGGAGACUGUGGGAAGGAAUUCAACUACCCAUCUGAAUUGGAAACUCAUCGACGCAGACACACUGGAGAGAGGCCAUUCACAUGCUCCGUGUGUGGCAAGGGAUUCACUGCCUUAUUUGGUCUCCAGUCACACCAGCGAAUUCAUACUGAGGAGAAGCCAUUCAGCUGCACUUUCUGUGGAAAGAAGUUCAGCCAAUCAUCUGCCCUCACUGUGCACCGGAGAGGUCACACUGGGGAGAGGCCAUUCACUUGCUCUGUGUGUGGGAAAGGAUUCACUCAGUCAUCCCUACUGCUGAAACACCAGCGAGUUCACACUGGAGAGAGGCCGUUCACCUGCUCCGUGUGUGGGAAGAGAUUUUCUCAGUCAUCCCAACUGCUUACACACCAGCGAGUUCACACUGGGGAGAGACCAUUCAUCUGCCCUGAGUGUGGGAAAGGAUUCACUCAGUUAGCCAACCUGCUGACACACGAGCGAGUUCACAAGUGACUGCAGAGGUUGAAUUUUCUUGUUAAUGCCACUGUUAAAAACAUCUGGGGCUGAACCAUGUUCAUUCUGAUCAUUUAGGUUUGUUUCUGCUGAUGUUUGAUGUUAUUCAUGGAAGAUGGUGGCAUAGCGGUAAUGUCAGUAGACUAAUAAUCUCGAGGUUCAGGCUAAUCCUCUGGGAACAUUGGUUCAA